CCCAAAAGGGCUUAGUAGUUUAUCAUCAUUGGUGAAAGUCGUGCGCCGUAAAAAGAACCCUAAGUUUCGCUUUUGCGAGUCAAAAUGAUGAAUGCGAGUGAGAGGAAUGCAACAAGGAAGCUUAGACGUGUGGGGAAGAAGCUCCUCAAGAAAUCUUCUGUUCAUAAACUUCUGCCACUGCUUCAAAAAUUGGAGUCGCUACUAUCAAGCCUGGAACAAGAACCAACCGAGCCAAUUCAAGAAUCACUUGUACCUUCAAAGAAGGCUCUGAUCUCCGACAAACUUUUGAGGCACACAGAUGAGGAUGUUAAGCUUUCAGUUUUAUCUUGCAUCACUGAGAUUACAAGAAUCACAGCACCAGAUGCCCCUUAUGAUGAUGAACAAAUGAAGGAAAUCUUCAAGCUUAUAGCGGCAUCUUUCGAGAAAUUGUCUCACAUAUCUGGUCAUGAAAAAGCACUUGACAUACUUGAUAAUGUCGAUAAGGUCAAAUUAUGCAUGGUCAUGCUGGACCUUGAGUGUAAUGACCUGGCUAUUGAAAUGUUUAAGCAUUUUCUGAGGUUUAUAAGGUCAAACCAUCCCCGUAACGCAAUUCAUUCAAUGGAAUCAAUAAUGACCCUGAUUUUGCAAGAAAGUGAUGACAUUUCCCCGGAUCUUCUUAGACCUCUGUUGGAUAGUGUAUGGAAUGAAAAUAAGGCUCUUUCACCUAUGUCUUGGAUAUUGGGGGAGAAAGUAAUUCGCAACUGUGCUGUUAAGCUCAAGCCCUAUCUCAUGAAGGCUGUGGAGUCCUCAGGCAGAGCUCUGAAUGAGUAUGCAGACAUAGUAACUGAUAUUUGCCAGAACAAAUCUGAAUCUGUCAAUGUGAUUUUUCAAAUGGUUCUGAACUUCUGAUUAGACAGUGAUUUACAAGUGGCAGAGUAACUAGUUAUUGGGUUGUGCAGAUGUUCCCCAGAGUUUUCACCUUUUGGUAGCCCCCUCCAUUUCAGGUGGUGGCUUCAGCAUAAUGGACUGCUAUAGGGAUAGGAGUGUUUUUAUUUUAUUACAUACAAUUUGAUAGGAUUCAUACAUUACAAUUGGAUAUCUUUAUUUUGAUAACUCAUCACAAUUCAGUCAUUUUAUUUGAAUGACGAGACUUUGCUUGAUGAAACUUGUUUACUUUUAUUAAGUAUUGAUAGGUGGGUGUUAUCUU
Messenger RNA from Glycine soja, 1186 nucleotides. Its product is annotated as sister chromatid cohesion protein PDS5 homolog B-B-like. The record is from RefSeq and is a predicted model, not a curated record. Gene Ontology annotation, cellular component: chromatin; nucleus. The transcript is spliced from 7 exons. The coding region runs from base 85 to 888 and encodes 267 amino acids. Gene Ontology annotation, biological process: DNA repair; mitotic sister chromatid cohesion. Lineage: Eukaryota; Viridiplantae; Streptophyta; Magnoliopsida; Fabales; Fabaceae.